Penicillium salamii is the source of this 744-nucleotide messenger RNA. The record is from the annotation of a GenBank genome assembly. NCBI's taxonomy places the organism in Eukaryota, Fungi, Ascomycota, Eurotiomycetes, Eurotiales, Aspergillaceae.
AUGGGUUAUUGCUGCCGUGCCUGUCCUCAGGUCUUUGCGACCUCUGGCCUCCGUGACGGUCAUGAGUCCGACACUGGCCAUUACCGUUUCAGAUUCCCCUGCCUCAUGUGUGAUCAGGUCUUUGAGACCCGCGAGGAAUCCGCCCACCAUAUGGACUCACUCAUGCAUUACGAGCACAAGUGCGACCAAUGUGGCGAGCAUUUUGAAGAGAAGGCUCAUCUCACCAUGCACCAGAACUCUCCCGUGCAUCGCCCCCUGGUGCACAAGUGCGCCUUUUGCCCCUCGGUUUUCGGCACUCCCUCUGCUGUGGUUCACCACCUUGAGUCCAACUGCUGUGAGGUCGCUGUUUGGCAAGACAUCGAUCAUCUCUUCAAGGUCAUGAAGAGCAUCGACAAGGAGAACUUGUUCACGAUCGCCGCAACCGAGCCCGACCACAAGGUCUCCCUCAACUACACCAUCCACGGUGACUACUUCCACUGCCCUCACUGCACUUCUCGUUUCAAGAAGGAAGUUGGUGUUAUCGCGCAUCUCAAGUCGCCCGUGCACCGCAAGCGUCUCUACCAUUGCCUCAACAGCACCCAGCGCUGUGGCAAGACCUUUUUGACCCUUGCUUCGCUCUGGAACCAUCUGGAGAGUGGUUCAUGCGGUUAUCUUCUCUUUGAUGCUGUGGAGGAACUUCACGCCAUCAUCAAAGAUGCAGCCACGCACCACCGUCCUCUCUACUUUGAGGACCUGGCGCUGUAA